This is a messenger RNA of Priapulus caudatus, 1840 nucleotides long. Its product is annotated as bone morphogenetic protein 2-like. Bases 174 to 1328 code for a protein of 384 amino acids. Gene Ontology annotation, molecular function: cytokine activity; growth factor activity. Gene Ontology annotation, cellular component: extracellular region. NCBI's taxonomy places the organism in Eukaryota, Metazoa, Priapulida, Priapulimorpha, Priapulimorphida, Priapulidae. Gene Ontology annotation, biological process: SMAD protein signal transduction. The record is from RefSeq and is a predicted model, not a curated record. The transcript has 5 exons.
ACACAAUAUCAUUUGUCUCCAGCGCGCGAGUCGUCACGGUAACAUACUGUGACUCGAGGUAGGUGGGGGACCGACAGACGAAGCUGUGGAGGCGUACGAACGAUACGUAGUGCGAAGUGUGUGCGACAGAUUCGGACGCCAAUCGGACAUAUUUUCGGAUAUCUCUCGAAGCCAUGGCCAAGCAUCGUCUGCUAGCCGUCGGCGCUCUGCUCGUGUUCACCUGCGGCGUCGCUCUCGCUCGGCCGACGAUCGAGAACGAGUCGAUCAUCAAGGCGCAGGCUGUGGAUAAACUGAUGCGGAUAUUCGGCAUGCAGGGCAAGGGAAGACCGGUGGCCGACGACACGCGCGACGCCCCGCAGUACAUGCUCGACCUGUAUCGCACCGUCGUCGGCGACGCUGGUGUUAUGACGACGGCCAACCCGUUCGACGCCAACGUAGUACGCAGCUUCACGGCUCAAGGUCGUGCAGAUACGCUGCAUUACGUCUUCAACACGACCAGCGUCGUGCCCGCAGAAAACGUGCUCGGAGCCGAGCUGCAUCUGUUCAAGCUGAAGCCGAAGCGCGAGUAUCGGCAGCGCAUAAGACCUGGAGAUCACAUCGUCGAGAUACGCGUCUUUCAAGUUAGGACGGACAGCAAUAGAUUGCUGGAGGCAAGACGAACCAGCUUGUACUCCGUCGGUUGGGAGGUGUUUCACGUCACCGAGGUUGUCAAGGAGUGGCAGCAAGACGGCCAGUCAAAUCAAGGUAUCGUCAUCGAAAUCGUAUCACUUAGUGGUGACGUUCUACCGUCGACGCUACUCCGGUUUGCGAAGAGAAGGGAGCACAAUAAGGCAAGGCAGCCUCUGCUUGUCGUGUUCACCGACGACGGGAGGCCAAGAGCGACAAAACGCGUUCUCGCGAACGCGAGCAAUGACAUUUUUCAUCCGAACGCCCUGAUGACGAGUAGGGACAAGCGUAACUCGGAGCCAGUCGACUACGCGCCACUCAAGAGCCAACACGAGGCAGACGACAGUCCGUGCGCGCUGCGCCCUCUAUACGUCGACUUCGAAAAGAUCGGCUGGUCUUCGUGGAUAAUUUCGCCGAAGGGUUACCACGCGUAUCACUGUAAGGGUCAGUGUCCCUUCCCUUUAGGAGAGACCGGUAACCCAACAAAUCACGCAACGGUGCAGAGCAUCGUCAGUGCGCUGGGACUGCACGAUGGCGUCAGCGCCCCCUGUUGCGUACCCGACAAAUUACAUCCGAUAGGAUUACUUUAUUUCGACGAGGAUGAGAACGUAGUGCUGAAGCAGUACGAGGACAUGGUGGCAUCAAGCUGCGGCUGCCACUGAAAUAAAUCAUCCGAUAUUUUUUGUUGUUAUUUUAUGCAUCGCGUGUACAGACAGAAUGUAAAUAUUGUGAAUCCAGAUUUUUAAGAUUGUUAUCUAUGUUCAUAUAUUACGUGUAAAAAGGGCAAUCUCGUGGUAAUAGUAAGUCACGCGUAGUGGAUUAGGGCCGACUAUCUACGGUAAUCUUUUACUGGUAACACGAGCUAGACCGAUUUCAAACCAUUUAGAAAACGACGUCUAUCACACAUUUCUCUGCUUUUAUGGUGAUUAAGAUCACAAAAUCUGUUGGCAAUUUAUCGAUAGCGCCCAAGAGCGUAUAAAUUCUCUAACAUAUACUCCUCAGCAUAGAAGACUUCAUGUCCUCUGAAUAGCGUGUGAAGAGCGAACUGUUACUGUACAGAAAGGUUGUAGAUUAUUGCGUAAUAGCGAGAGCGAUAAGAGUUAAGUUAUUUUGUAAAUAUAGUAUAAUAUUUUCUUGCGAAUGAGAAUAAAUGUGAUGAACUAUGAACAAUUGA